Molecule: messenger RNA, 3356 nt
Organism: Balaenoptera musculus (blue whale)
Lineage: Eukaryota; Metazoa; Chordata; Mammalia; Artiodactyla; Balaenopteridae
Gene: HNF4G
Product: hepatocyte nuclear factor 4 gamma
Exons: 12
Coding region: 360-1688 (442 amino acids)
Biological process (GO): cell differentiation; regulation of transcription by RNA polymerase II; anatomical structure development
Molecular function (GO): nuclear receptor activity; zinc ion binding; RNA polymerase II cis-regulatory region sequence-specific DNA binding
Source: RefSeq, a predicted model, not a curated record
GAGUCUUUGCUAGAGAUCGGGAAAAAACAAACAAACAAACAAACAACAACCAAAUCCUUAAGCCUCUUCUCCCAGAUCACCCCGCCCACCCCUACCUCCCACCUCCGCGCUUUCAACCUACUUCCCAGGCUGGGAAAAGUGCUGCACAGAACCCCGCUGCUGGGCCGGGUGGGGGGAACCUGCCGCCGGGAGAUGCGGCGGCUGCCGAGCCGCUGACUGCGACGCAGGAGCUCCGGGAGCGGCUCCGCGCAGAUGAGAAAACCGUAUUUGAGAGAAGCUGAGUAGUGACUGGCCUAAACGUGCAAACUGAUUGAAAGCCCAACAGCCAUCACACACUCUGGGCCUGUGGUGCCACUCGUAUGUGUGUAUCUAAAUCAAUGAUGAGGGUAUCGGAACCGAUACUGGACAUGGAGAUGGCAAAUUACAGUGAAGUUUUGGACCCAACUUAUACAACUUUGGAGUUUGAAACUAUGCAGAUUCUGUAUAAUUCAAAUGAUAGUUCUGUCCCAGAGACAACAAGUAUGAAUACCACAGAUAACGGUGUCAACUGUCUAUGUGCUAUAUGUGGGGACAGAGCGACAGGAAAGCACUAUGGCGCCUCCAGCUGUGAUGGGUGCAAGGGCUUCUUCAGACGCAGCAUCCGCAAGAGUCACGUUUAUUCCUGCAGGUUCAGUCGGCAAUGUGUUGUUGACAAAGACAAAAGGAAUCAAUGUAGAUACUGUCGAUUAAGAAAGUGCUUUAGAGCAGGAAUGAAAAAAGAAGCUGUGCAAAACGAACGUGAUAGAAUCAGCACGAGAAGAAGCACAUUUGAUGGCAGCAACAUCCCCUCCAUUAACACACUGGCACAAGCAGAAGUUCGGUCUCGCCAGAUCUCAGUCUCAAGCCCUGGUGCAAGCACUGACAUAAAUAUUAAGAAAAUUGCCAGUAUUGGUGAUGUCUGUGAAUCCAUGAAACAGCAGCUCUUAGUCUUGGUGGAAUGGGCUAAAUAUAUUCCUGCCUUUUGUGAGUUACCACUGGAUGAUCAGGUGGCACUGUUGAGAGCUCACGCAGGGGAACAUUUACUGCUUGGAGCUACAAAGAGAUCCAUGGUGUAUAAAGAUAUUUUGCUUUUGGGAAACAAUUACAUUAUUCACCGCAACAGCUGUGAAGUUGAGAUUAGCCGUGUGGCCAACCGGGUUCUAGACGAGCUGGUCCGACCAUUUCAAGAAAUUCAGAUCGAUGACAAUGAAUAUGCUUGUUUGAAGGCAAUUGUAUUUUUUGAUCCAGACGCAAAAGGGCUAAGUGAUCCAGUAAAGAUUAAGAACAUGCGGUUCCAAGUGCAGCUGAGUUUGGAGGACUACAUCAACGACCGGCAGUACGACUCCCGGGGCAGGUUUGGGGAGCUGCUCUUGCUCCUGCCCACGCUGCAGAGCGUCACUUGGCAAAUGAUUGAGCAAAUACAAUUCGUUAAACUUUUUGGGAUGGUUAAAAUCGACAACUUACUUCAGGAGAUGCUACUGGGUGGUGCUUCCAGUGAGGCUAACCAUCUCCAUCAUCCAAUGCACCCACAUUUAUCUCAAGAUCCAUUAACUGGACAAACUAUACUUUUGGGUCCAAUGUCAACACUGGUUCAUACAGACCAGAUCUGUUUAGGAGCACAAAAGAACAUGCAGGAUGUCCUAGCUUUGCCUGGUAGUACAGGACCAUAAAAAUGACUCUACGAGGUGGAACCAUGCAAAGGAAUCUUAAUAAUCAACAGGAAAAUUAUGAUUGCUUGUGAUCUUUAAAUAUAUUUGUCAAAACAUCAAGAACUCUUUUAGCUAUAGGUUAUAAAUGUCUAGGGAAACUAAAGAAAAAAAUAGUAGUUUUAAGCUUAGUGCACCAUAAUUUAAAAUAUUAAUAACACUGAGAAUUAAUGUGUUUUAUUUUUUUGUAAAAAAAUAUGAAGGGUAGUUUGAACACUGCUUGCCAUGUUCUCUUCUAAUGACUUACAAGAGGAAGUGAGCAUCUUUGAUGGAUUUUACUCUUUUGGAAGUUUGGGUCAGUUUCCAACAUUUCAUCCUUUGCAUUUUUAAUGUCCUAAAAUAUCUCUGAGAAUCCAUUUGAUGUGAAUUUUUUUGCCAGUUUCACUUCCUCUGGGACCUCUUCAACCUUUUCAGUGCAACUGGUUCCUCAUUCCUGUUGACAAGCUUUCCUUCAUUAAGUUCUUGGCUGAAUUUUUAGGGACUCAAACAAUGGUAGUGUCAACAUUUCCAUGGUCAGCUCUUUCUUCUAUAGCUCCAUUCCUGUUCGAUUUGAAUUUCACUUCCAACAUUAUCACUUUUUGUUUCUUUACUGCACGUUCUCCCCUUUUGGCCAAUUCUCUUUCAGUUGUCCAUUUUUGCAAAUUGUCAUGUGGAUUUGUCACUGAGAGGGAGACGGGGAGGCAACACAACUACACAGUUUGUUGUCAGUGUAUGAACUGAAGGAAAUAUGUUCAUUGAAUAAUCAUGGACAGACUGAAGGAUGUGAUGUGAUUGGUCACUGAUCAAAAUGCAAAUCUAUUAUUUUAGGUAAUUAUUUGUAGACUGAAGAGUUAGCAGUGAAGUUUGUGAGUUUAUGCAAUACUCACAGUUAAUUAGAGUUAGCAUGCUAACUGAAAUUUGAACCAUGUUUUCGAAAGACUGGUGCUAUUUAACUAAGCUGUGAUAACUGACAUUCGUGUAUAUCAUAAUUGUGCAAAGCAUGGGCUACUUAGGCUUCCUUUAGUUCUUUGGAACUAAAAUGACUAUAUAAAUACUACGGGUUGCUAGUUAAUCUGAUAUUAUUGCAGAUUUAACACAUAUUUCAUUUUUAUAUGUCACAUUGGAGAUUAAAAAAAUCUCUAUUUGACAAAAAUAUCUAGAAUUAAUUGCUUCUGAAUUCAUACUAAUUAAUUCCAGAUUUACUUUUGAUCUAUUGCCUCUGAACACUAAACCAGCUACCUCACUGAGAUGCCUUCAGUUACUGUGAUAUAAUUAUUAUGGGUACCAGCAUUGCCUACUGAAUUUACAAUUGCCCUUAAUAACUAGCUACAAUGUUGUUUUACCCAAAUGUUCAGUGCAAUGCGACAACAAUUAAGUGAGUACCAUCUGACUGCUACCUAGUGGUAGGAAGAGUAGAAGCCACAGAAAUGCAUGCUAUCACUGCUGUUCUUUAGUUACACACACUGGUAGAUCUAUGUGUAAAUAGUGUCUGAAACACAAAGUUCUUUGAGUAUAUGACAGAGGCAGAAAUGAAAUGUUAGAAAAAAAUACAAAUGAUGUAUACUAUAGCACAUUUGAUCUGUGGGUCCCAAUGUAGUUGAAAGACAUUAAUUUGGGAACGUUCUCUUUUGUUUUUUCCUUGAAGUACAGUUG